CCACGAAGAAGAACGUAAACAGGAAGUCACACGAAGCGAAUGGUGGGUUUUGUUGACGAUAAAGUCUAUCGUUUUUAUUCUUAAUAUUUUUUGGGAUCCACAAAAAAACUCAAAAUGGGGAAGCGACAGCACCAAAAAGAUAAAAUGUACAUCACAUGUUCUGAGUACACACACUUCUAUGGAGGGAAGAAAUCAGAAAUCCCACAAGCAAACUUUAGAAGGCUUCCAUUUGACCACUGCAGCUUGUCCCUGCAGCCGUUUGAGUAUCCUGUCUGUACUGACGAGGGGGUCGUCUUUGACCUGCUGAGCAUCAUCCCGUGGAUCAAGAGGUAUGGCACUAAUCCAAUCUCUGGAGAGAAACUGGAAGUGAAGUCCCUCAUCAAACUUACGAUUGCUAAGAACACCGAUGGAAAGUAUCACUGCCCCGUUCUGUACAACGUCUUCACAAAUAACUCUCACAUCGUGACCAACAAGGUUACCGGCAAUGUGUUCUCCAAUGAGGCUGUUGAGCAACUCAACAUCAAGACCAAAAGUUUUAAAGACCUGCUGACCGACGAACCCUUCACAAGAAAGGACAUCAUAGUACUUCAGGACCCAACAAACCUGGAUAAGUUUAACGUAUCCGACUUCUUCCACGUGAAAAACAACUUGAAGUUGUUGGAUCCCGAUGAAGAAAAGGCCAAGCUGCACCCGUCCUACCACCUGAAAACCACCAACAUGGAGACCAGGGAGACCUUAGCGGAGCUGUACAAAGACUACAAGGGGGACACGCUCCUGGCUUCCACUAUGAAGGAGCCAGUGGACAAGAAGACAGACAAACUGAACGCUGCUCACUACUCUACGGGCAGAGUUUCUGCCUCCUUCACAUCAACAGCCAUGACUCCUGCAACAACACACGUAGCAGGGGACAGUGGCUAGUCACGCCCGCUCUUUUUCAACAAAGUGCAGCUCUGUGCUCCCAGCCGAGUGUAGCUGCGUCUGGGAGCCGCUCAGUUCGCCUGUGAUGUCGCUUCCUGUCAUCCCCUGAGCUGCUAGGUGGGAGAGAUGAGCUGUUAUGCAACUUAAUGUACAGCAGGUUCGGUUACCUUUUAGAAGAGGAACCUUUUGGAUUUAUUGUCCCCUUUUAUGUUUCUGCGAAAAGGUUGGCGUGCCAUUAUUUCUAUG
Notothenia coriiceps (black rockcod) is the source of this 1164-nucleotide messenger RNA. It is a transcript of the gene ppil2, whose product is annotated as peptidylprolyl isomerase (cyclophilin)-like 2. NCBI's taxonomy places the organism in Eukaryota, Metazoa, Chordata, Actinopteri, Perciformes, Nototheniidae. Gene Ontology annotation, cellular component: nucleus. Gene Ontology annotation, biological process: protein ubiquitination. The transcript is spliced from 12 exons. Bases 115 to 918 code for a protein of 267 amino acids. The record is from RefSeq and is a predicted model, not a curated record. Gene Ontology annotation, molecular function: ubiquitin protein ligase activity.